Messenger RNA from Jatropha curcas, 2295 nucleotides. Its product is annotated as cytochrome P450 86A8. The record is from RefSeq and is a predicted model, not a curated record. Gene Ontology annotation, molecular function: monooxygenase activity; oxidoreductase activity, acting on paired donors, with incorporation or reduction of molecular oxygen; heme binding. Lineage: Eukaryota; Viridiplantae; Streptophyta; Magnoliopsida; Malpighiales; Euphorbiaceae.
AAAAAAGAGAUUUUGGGUUUUCUUUCUUUUUCAUUUUCUAAGGUACAUUUUUUUAUACAUAUAUAUAUAUAUAUAUACACCUAUAUAUACAGGAAAAGCAAAGCAAAAGUUUUUAGCUUAUUUUUGCUUUCUGGGAUAUGCCAUGGAUAUAUCUACGGCAUUGUUGCUUUUAUCGGCCGUCACUGCUUAUCUUUUGUGGUUCACCUUCAUCUCACGGUCGUUAAAGGGUCCGCGUGUAUAUCCCUUAUUGGGUAGUCUUCCUGAUUUGAUUGAGAAUAGUGAUCGCUUGCAUGACUGGAUCUGCGACAACCUCCGCGCGUGCGGUGGCACGUACCAGACCUGCAUCUGUGCAAUUCCGUUUCUCGCUAAGAAGCAAGGUCUCGUGACUGUCACGUGUGACCCGAAAAAUAUAGAGCAUAUCCUGAAGACCCGGUUUGAUAAUUACCCCAAAGGUCCGACGUGGCAGGCUGUGUUUCAUGAUUUUCUCGGAGAAGGGAUCUUCAACUCGGAUGGCCAAACGUGGCUGUUUCAGCGUAAGACUGCUGCACUUGAAUUUACCACCAGGACUCUGCGCCAAGCCAUGGCUCGCUGGGUGACCCGAGCCAUAAAGUUGAGAUUCUGCCCAAUUCUUGAAGCCGCCCAGCUCAAUGCUGAGCCGAUUGAUCUUCAAGACGCACUGCUUCGGCUCACGUUCGAUAAUAUAUGUGGCUUGGCUUUUGGGAGGGACCCACAAACAUGCUCGCCGGGGCUGCCAGAUAACAACUUUGCUACGGCUUUUGAUCGAGCCACUGAAGCCUCUCUUCAACGGUUUAUUUUGCCUGAAGUAUUGUGGAAGCUAAAGAAAUGGCUUCGGCUGGGCAUGGAAGUUAGCUUGAGCCGAAGCCUAACCCAGCUUGACGACUACCUAACGGCGGUGAUAGAUGCACGUAAAAAAGAGUUAUCAAACCAAAAAAAUGACGGAAACCCACACGACGAUUUGCUCUCAAGAUUCAUGAAGAAAAAAGAAUCCUACACAGACACUUUUCUUCAACACGUGGCACUCAAUUUCAUCCUUGCUGGACGUGACACGUCAUCAGUUGCUCUCAGCUGGUUCUUUUGGUUGGUCAUCCAAAAUCCAUGUGUGGAAGAGAAAAUAUUGACUGAAAUAUGCACUGUCCUAAUCGAGACACGUGGCGAUGACGUGUCAAACUGGUUUGAUGAGCCGUUAUGUUUUGAAGAAAUUGAUAGCUUGGUUUACCUAAAAGCAGCAUUAUCAGAAACCCUAAGGCUGUACCCAUCUGUGCCUGAAGACUCUAAGCAUGUGAUCGCCGACGAUGUUUUGCCGGACGGAACAUUCGUCCCGGCAGGAUCGUCAGUGACGUAUUCCAUAUAUGCAACGGGGAGGAUGAGGUCAACUUGGGGUGAUGACUGCUUGGAGUUUCGUCCAGAAAGGUGGUUAUCUCCCGAUGGAAAAAAGUUUAUAAAUCAUGAUUCAUAUAAAUUUGUAGCAUUUAAUGCAGGGCCAAGAAUCUGUUUAGGGAAAGAUUUAGCAUACUUGCAAAUGAAGUCGGUGGCGGCAGCGGUUUUGCUCCGGCACAGGUUAACGAUUGUACCAGGGCAUAAGGUAGAGCAGAAAAUGUCAUUAACAUUGUUUAUGAAAGAUGGGCUUAAAGUUAACGUGCAUAAGAGGGAUUUGGAGGGAAGUGUAGCAAGACUGAUUAAGAAGGUGAAAGAAGGAGAGUUAUUGCAUGGGAAUAAUAAAAAAAACAAUGAAGGAAUAGGCGUUAGAUGUAACGGCGUUAGCGGUGGUGGUGGUGGGACUGGCGAAGAGGUGGUAGUUGGUGUUGUUUAAGGUUAUUGGUGAGUUUGGUGGUGGGUAUUUAAGGAGAUGGAUCGUACUGCAUGUGAUACUGAGGAAAGAAGAGUCUUUGAAUUGAAUUGAAUUGCAUGUGGGGAAGGGCAAGUAUAAGGCUUAACUGUGAUUUAUGUUUCUCACGAGUGUUUUGAAGACACAGAAAUUAAGUUAAUAGAGCUACAACUUAUAUUAUACAUACUAUUGUCAUAAACCAUCACAUAAUUUAAGUUUUAUUAUUUCAGAGAGAGAGAGAGAGAGAGAGAGAGGGGAAAGAGAAGAGUAGAGUGGGUUUUUAAACUAACUCUUGCUUUUAGUGGGCAGUCAUUGUGAAAUUUUAUAAAUUCUUUAUUUAUGUUAUUGUUUAUUUAUAAUUUGGGCUUUCAACUGUUGGUUGGAUCUAAUUAAAAUUCGCAAGUGCUUUUUAAAGGAUUGGAUACGAGAAUAGUUAAUGCUCUUCAAUU